Messenger RNA from Punctularia strigosozonata HHB-11173 SS5, 1699 nucleotides. RefSeq lists its product as uncharacterized. Gene Ontology annotation, cellular component: nucleus; perinuclear region of cytoplasm; cytosol. The transcript has 3 exons. Gene Ontology annotation, molecular function: GTPase activator activity; small GTPase binding. The record is from RefSeq and is a predicted model, not a curated record. The coding region runs from base 23 to 1498 and encodes 491 amino acids. NCBI's taxonomy places the organism in Eukaryota, Fungi, Basidiomycota, Agaricomycetes, Corticiales, Punctulariaceae. Gene Ontology annotation, biological process: nucleocytoplasmic transport; activation of GTPase activity.
GCUUUGCCGAGUCCCACACACCAUGGCUCUUGAGGCUCUCAUGCUGCCGUUCGGCCACUCCAAGAGCGGCAUUCCCCACCAUGCCACACCCUCUCGACUAUCAACCGCGACCUCCAUAAACCCACAGCGAGUGUUGCUGUCUUCCCGCACGCAGAUAGAUCGAUUUGACGGUGGUCUCUCCGGAAUAGCAGGCGCCCGGGAGAUCAUCCGCGACAUUUCCUCGCGGCGAACCGUCACGAAACUCGUCCUGGGGCACAAUGAUCUUGGCGAUGACGGAACAGUACUGCUGUUUACAUUCUUGAACUCGUCAAGUUCUCGGUCAGGGCCCAUAUAUAAGCAGACUAUCACGGAGAUCAACCUGAACGGGAAUGCUAUCGGCAACAAGGGCCUACAGGCUAUCACACAAUACCUCGAAGAUAACUCCGCCUUGAAGGAGUUGACCUUACAGAACAACAAUUUCACCGGGGACGCCGAGACGCUGGAGUCGUUUGCCUCUGCUCUUAAUCGCUCACAAGUCCGUUUCCUGUCCCUAACCUCCAAUCCGCUCACGAUACCCCACGACUCUACCCGUCCGUGCCCUGUAUUCGCCUCGUCGUUCCUCGCGAAACUCGAUGCACCCUCCCUUCACGAACUCCACCUCUCCGCGCUUGGUCUACCCCGCUCCGCUGUUCCAUAUCUCGUCGACUACCUUACUUCCGCCGAGCGCUGCCGCCUUCACACCUUCAAGUGCAACGGGAACGGUCUCGGUAUCCGCGGCAUGACCAAGAUCAUCCGUGGUAUUGGAGAAUGGAGAAAGGGCCAGAAUUUCCGUCUGUUGAAGAUCGAAAUGUACGCGAACCGUGCGCCGGGACCAGACGAAGAUGUGGAAGAGGAAGCCGAGGAGGAGGGGGACGGAGACGACAGAAGCUACGAUGUACGAUGGAAAGAGCUAGAGCAAGAGCUGAAGGCCACCCUGCAACGGAACGGGCAUCUCCAGCGAGCCGUGCAGCAGCAGGCCCUCGAGUUACUGCAUCACUCCAGGCCGAUGCUCCUGAAGUCGACUAAAGCAGACAUGUUACCCCGACCGUCGAACACCCCACAACCAAGGUCGUUGCCCAUCGAACUUCGCCUUCACAUACUAUCCCACCUGGCACCCGACCUAUCCGCACGUCAGCGCAUCCGGAUUUACGACUACGCCAGCUCGCCCGAAACGCUGCCCGAUGUCCCUCGCGUCGGCAGCGGCACUUUGUCGAGCUCGAACUGCAUACCCGACCCGGGAAGCUUUCCGCUCGGUGCUGCGGGCACAGGCGGAUCGCAUCACCUCAUCAGCCCGGGGCCUGGGUCGCUCCUCUCAGGGACGAUUGGUAGCAAAAUCUGGGAUCUCGGCGCAGGCCAUGGCGCCUUCACCGGCUGUGCGAACGGCCGAUGCAUGGGCGCGGGGAACAGCGUUCUGUGCCGCAGGGAGCAACAACGGGUGAGGUGGCUGGAGGAUGUAGGAUGCGCCGCAUUCGAGCUCUGAGUUUGCUACAUGGCCGUUUCUCUGGAUCUGCUGUACCUGCUGUACCUUGCAUUCUCAAGUUUACUCAUCGGCCGUCUCCUUCAGGAAGUUAUUCUUGGAUCACUUUCUAUUCUUGGAUCACUUACUACACUGUAUAUCAAUGAUAGGGGGUAUGGUAUGGUAUGGUAUUACCCGGCACGGUCCCAAAAGCGGAACGCCGGU